AAGAGCCAAGGUCAGGAGGAGUCCUUGCAGAGUCAUAGCCACUACUUUUGUGGUUCUGUAGCGGCGUUCGCCAACAUUGCCAUCACGUUUCCCAUUCAUAAGGCGUUGUUCCGCCAGCAGCUGUUUGGGCUGCGAGUGAGGGAAGCUAUGCUGCAGCUUCAUGCGGACGGUUUACACACUCUAUACCGUGGUAUCCUACCUCCCUUGCUUCAGAAAAGCGCCACCAUUGCUAUUAUGUUUGGAGUUUAUGAGGACUUGUUGGGGUUGCUACACCGUCACGCUCCUCAUGCCCCCGAGGUGUUAACACAGAGCGUUGCUGCAGUUUUGGCGGGAAGUGCUGAAGCCAUCCUAACGCCCUUUGAGAGGGUCCAAACUCUACUGCAGGACCCUCGGCAUCACGGGAGCCUUCAGAACACUGCGCAUUCUUUCCGGGUCUUAAUACAGCAACAUGGCAUUCCAGAGCUUUAUCGUGGCCUGGUCCCUAUUCUACUGAGGAACGGCCCUAGUAAUGCUUUAUUCUUUGGUUUGCGUGGCCCACUGAAGGAAUUCCUCCCGGAGGCGAAGUCGAAGGCGGGGCAUUUGGUGAAUGACUUUGUAUGUGGGGCGAUUCUGGGAGGAGGGCUCGGGGUGGCGUUUUACCCCCUGAACGUAGUUAAGUCUCACGCACAAGCACAGAUUGGAGGGGAGUUUAAGUCUUGCAGGGCGAUAUUGGUGAACGUUUUGAAAGAGAGGGACGGGAGGGUGAGCCGUCUCUUUCGGGGUGUACAUUUGAACUUCCAACGAUCUAUUUUCUCCUGGGGAAUUAUAAAUGCCACAUAUGAACUUUUGCUGAAAAUGUUAAAUUAGAAGGGUGGCGAACUAAAACACACAACUCUUUAAUGGGACUUAUAAUAUAGCACAAAGACUUGAAUAGGCUACUUUUAGGUUUAAAAGCUACAUGUUAAAAUUUCUCCACAUAAGUAAGGUAGUCAUUUGGGUUCGACAUAGAUGGAAUAGAGGGCAAAUAAUUGGUGGCCAAAUGUAGAUUUUUGGGUGAGCAAUGCCUUUUAAUUACUUUCCUCCCUACAGAACUUAUUGGAGUUUUCCUAUAGGGGCUGUUUACAAGACAACAUUUUCCUCUGUAAACUGCAACGUUUUAUACGGUUUGGCUGUUUAUUUACACAAAAAGGGCUUUUUGGGGUCCUGAAAACUUGACUCCCAGAAAGUAAACUGUUGCCUACAAUCUGUGUGUUUGUUGUAGUCCAAGAAAAGAGAUUUACAUUGGAAGCAAUAACCCGCGUCAUGGUUUACUUUGGGAUUACCUUUCGUUAGCAUGUACUAAUACACACUUACACACCAAAGGAAACGUGAAUCCGACCAUAGUUGCCCUUUAAUUCAAUGUCUAACAUUUGAAUUGGAUCAAAAAAUUGGAAAAUCUUUUAUUAAAGGUCCCGUUCUUUGCUGUAGGCUUUGAAAGGCGAAUUCUGUUAAAAAAAUGUAUCACCUGGCAGUGACCUUUGAGCUUUUUGAUUUUGCAGGUAUUAUUUAUGCUAUUAUAGCAACAUUACACACUAACUAGGGUUUAAAAAAUGGGAUCAGAAAGAACGUGACCUUUAAUGCUGCGUUUACACCAGCCGCGGCAGAGGCAACAAAAACGCGAUGUUGGUGCGUAGUUGGACGCUUGAAUAUUUGAGUUCACUCGCUUCAUUCGCGCGUGAAAUUCUAGUCAUUCGAGACAUUCACGGGGAAAUUCGCGUCAUGGGCUUCUGCGACUCCGCUGAGACUCCACCACUCUAGAGCUGUAAUCGGGCCUUAAAAGUUAGGCCCGAAAUGUCCGGAGCCCGACAGAAUGCAGCCCGAACCCGAACGUACAUUUAGAUUGACAGCUUUUUAAAAGCCCGAACCCGUUUACAGCCCGACAUUAUUUAAAUGUGCGCACACACACAGCUUUUGUCAAGAAUGAGAAAUUUACACAGGUUUUAACAUUAUUUAUUCAUGACUAA
Paramisgurnus dabryanus is the source of this 1982-nucleotide messenger RNA. The record is from RefSeq and is a predicted model, not a curated record. Lineage: Eukaryota; Metazoa; Chordata; Actinopteri; Cypriniformes; Cobitidae.